Messenger RNA from Xenia sp. Carnegie-2017, 3659 nucleotides. Its product is annotated as TPR repeat-containing protein DDB_G0287407-like. Lineage: Eukaryota; Metazoa; Cnidaria; Anthozoa; Malacalcyonacea; Xeniidae. Gene Ontology annotation, molecular function: protein binding. Gene Ontology annotation, cellular component: Cul4-RING E3 ubiquitin ligase complex. The record is from RefSeq and is a predicted model, not a curated record.
AAAGAAUCAACAUGGCUGACGAUUAUAUUGACGUUAACUAUGAAUUCAAUGGCAUAAUGGGCACAAUAUUAUUAUUUAGCAGCCAUAGAGCUGCAUGGGUUGUGGUUCUUCAAAAACAUCAGUGUUAACUUCUCAACCUAAACAAGAGCAUUUUGCAUGCCCUUCACAAGUUGAGCAGUCCUCUGAGACAAACAAUUAUCAUUCCUGUCCUGAAGUAUCAAAGCAGAAGAAGGAAGUUACUACAAGUCUUUCAGACCUUGGUUUAGAGAUUUCUUUUGAAGAAGCUGCCUCCCUUCGUCUUCAUACGCCAAUGCAAAUGUGGACUGCAGUAAAGAAGACAUGUACUCCAAACAAAAAAUGGAUAGUUGAAAAAAAUAAAAGCCAAGGAUGGAAAACAAUUCGUUUGUUUGUUUCAUCAACAUUUAAAGAUUUCCACAUUGAACGUGAAGUAUUGGUGAAAGAAGUGUUUCCAGAUUUGCGUCUGUGGUGUGAGCAAAGAAAACUGCAUUUAGUCGAAUGCGAUCUUCGAUGGGGUGUUCCCAAGGAUUCCACAUCAGAAGAGACAAUAAGAAUAUGUUUGGAAGUAUUAGAUCGUUGUCAUGAAGAAAAUGUUUUACCUUAUUUUCUCAAUUUAACCUGUGAAAGAGCCGGUUGGAUUCCGACUUUUGGUGAUCUUACAUACAAUCUCGCUGCUCAAUAUGGCUGGGUUUAUGGUCUUUCUGUCACAGAAAUGGAAAUAGUUCAUGGUGCUUUUAGAAAAUGCAACCCAAAUGCGUUGUUCCUCAUUCGCGAUGGUGAUUUUGCCUCAAAAUUGCCAGAGAGUUUGAAGGAAGCUUUCGUCGACCCCGACUCAUUUGCUCAGGAUAAAUUGGUUAAGUUAAAACAAGUCAUUCGAGAGAAAUUUCCCGAAACAAAUAUUCAUCAUUAUAAUGUGGAGUACAGCAACGAACAGGUUGAUGGUAUGACCGAAAAGGAUGUCAAAUUAAAAGGUCUCAGUGGACAGGACUCUUUCUUUUAUAGAACAGUGUAUGAGUUUUUCAAGAAAAGAAUAGAGGAGCAAUAUCCUCUUGAUCCAACACCAGAAGAUCCACUUGAAGCACAGAGAACUGCACACGAAUCAUUUCUUGAUACAAGAUCACAAUGUGUGCUUGGAAGAAAUGAUAUUCUGGCUAAGAUCGAAGAUUACAUUUAUGAGAAUUUCAAGAAAGCUCCGUUGUUACUGGUUGGAAAUGCUGGAUCUGGAAAAUCUGCUAUAAUGGCGAAAGCUGCCCAUGAUGCAUUUGAGAAGUCGAGCAAUUCUGCUGCUGAAGAAAAUUCUCCAAUGCAAAUGCUGAAGUGGCGAGUUUAUUUCCAUUUUGUUGGUGCGACACCUGGCUCCACUGACUUGGCAUUCUUUCUUCAGCGUCUUACAAAAGAGUUGAGUCCCAGGAAGAGCGAUGUUGUAAGGGAUCUUGACUCUUUGGUGCAGUUGGCAAAUUCUAUACUUUCUAAUGUCAACACUCCUCCAACCAUUGUAUUUGUUGAUGCAAUAAACCAGAUGGACAGUGAUAAGCUUCAAUAUUUAACAAGAUGGCUACCAGAGGUUCUCUCACCAAAUGUCCGAAUUAUUCUCUCAAUGAUUGACGAGACAGAAUGCCAUCGUUUACUCAGAUCUUAUAAAACAAAUCCCACAGAGAUUGUAGUUGGUGAACUUGAUUAUGAAUCACGAAAGGCAAUUGUUAUCAAUACGUUGUCUCGUUACAAUAAACGAUUAGAUAACGAACAAAUGGAUCUACUUUUGGCAAAAAAGGGUUCAGCUAAUCCGUUGUGGCUCUCACUUGCAUGUGAGGAGCUUCGUGUCUACGGUGUGUUCCGAAUGGUAAAUGAUAAAAUACAAUCUUUAUCCGAUGAUUUAUUGAGUCUUGAAGUGCAAGUUUUGAAUCGGUUUGAAGAAGAAAAUGGUGGAGAACUUGUUGCCGCAACAGUUUGUCUCCUUGAAACAUCACGCCAUGGUUUGCUAGAAACGGAACUACUAGAGUUACUUGCUGACGAAAAUAAUCUUACUCCAACGGAGUACAAACCCGGCGAAGACGAGCCAUUUUCUACAAAGAAGACGGAGAAUUCGCCCGCAGAUGUUUUGACAAACGAUCCGACCAACGCUUUAGCAGACAAACUUCAAGAACAGGUUAACAUAACAUAUGUACAGACAGACUAUAACAAAGAAGAGGAUCAGAAAAAGAAAGAGGAACAGAAAAAGAAAGAGGUAGAAGGAGAAAUGAUUCAAAAGCGCCGUCGAAUUCAUCUACCAGCGGUGAAAUGGGCUAUAGUAUAUCGUGCUUUAAAGCCAUUAUUGAGACCGUGUGGGGACCUGGGAGAGGGUCGUUUGGACUUUUAUCAUCGAUCUAUUAGUAAAGCAGUUCGAAGAAAGUAUUUUAGUGGUGAUGAUGCUCGUAAGAAACAUAUGUAUACCUUCUGGCAUGGUCGUUUAGCUGAGUUUUUUGAACAUUGUGAAGAUUUCGAUAGGAAAUCAGAGGAAUUGCCAUAUCAUCUAGAGCAGUUAUUAGACAAUAAUCGACUCACACGAUGCCUGCUAGAAUGGCCUGUUUUUGAACGCUUGUACUCUGAAGACUUCAGUAUUGAUUUACUCAGAUCAUGGCAAAAGGCAGGAGGUUAUGCUGUUGCUUCUAAUCUGUACAAAGAAUCACUAACUAUUCUUGAAGACUCUGGUGCUUCAACAGCCGAGGUCGCUGAAAGAAAAUCUAUGGUCAUAACAUUCCUAAUCCAAGCUGGACAGUACAAUGAGUCUCUUGAAUUGCUGGAGGAAUUGAGAAAGAUAGAAGAAGAAAAAAUGGGAGGAAGACCUGAGAAAAUGGCUGAAAUUUAUCAGUUGAUGUCCAAGACAAAAAGUGAGAUUGUCAAAAACUAUAACUUUGUUACUCAAUCUCAGCUAAAGGAGGAUCGAGAAAUUGUCGAUUAUUGUCGUCAGUGUAUCGGCUAUCGUGAGAAAUUAUCUGGCGAUGAAAAUGAUAAUAAACUUGGUCUUAUAUACCUAGUUAUGACACAUCACUUCAGCACGAUUUGUGACAUCCAAAACUCGGAUGAUGUUCGGAAUGAAGCGUUUGCUUCCGUAGAAAAAGCAAUAGAAAUAUUUACGAGGCAAAAUGAUACUGGCCAUCUUGCUGAAGCCAUUAUGACGAAAUCUUUUAUUAAUCCACGAUUAUCAAAAUACUUUGCUGAGAAGGAAAAGAUGCUUAUGACAGCUCAGGAGUUGUGUGCCAAGACAUAUGGUGAAAAACACAUGUUGAUGUUAAGAUUAUUCUUAAAUAUUGGUAUUUUGUAUGAAGACAACCGCAACUAUGAAACAGCUUAUGAUUAUUUUGUAAAAUGGCAUGAUACAUGUAUUGAGGUCCUUGGACCCAGUCAUCCAAAGACGAAACGAGCUCAAGACACUUUAAAAGAGCCGACAUAUAUGAGAAUUGCCAGCAUGAGAACACAAAUGUCAGCUGGAACAGCUUGAUUAAUUUUGCCAUGUUGUUUUUUAAAGAACUCCAGAUGUUGUUCUUCCUUUUUUUACACCAUAAUUUGAGAGACAGUCGACCACAGUUCCGAAAUCCAGAGGAGUUUCCACAAUGAAACUAUGCUUACUUGUAAACAUUGAAUAAAUCUUGCAGACAUGUUCA